AUGUCGACACGAACGUGGGAUCCAACUCGGGCAGCGUGGCUGUACCCACUUCGGGGCAUCCACUACUUUGCGACACACCGCUUCCUCUGGCCCUUAUUCAAGGCACGACUUGUGCCUAUCGUGCUCCUUUCGAGCUUUGUCUACUUCCUGCUCUUUUUCUUCACCUACCUACCGCAGGUCGUCUUCUUAGCUAUCUUCCAAGGAGCCGGAGCAUGGGUGAGCGGUGCAUUCCUGGUGCUGGGCGAAGGGGCUGCAAUUGUGGCUGCAUUGUUCGAGGCGUUCUUUGUCGAUGAAACACUGGUGGAUGUAUUCGAUUCUGUCCUGGUGAAUGAGGGCCAGGAGCAGCUCGUGCUCGCUUCGCGGGUGAUUUAUCCCGAGGCUGGUGACCCGACUAGCCGUCUCGGCACACCGACAACCAGCGCAAUUUAUGCGCCAUUCUCUUUGCGGCAGAUCCUCGAAUUCAUCAUUUUGUUGCCGCUAAAUUUUAUCCCGGUGGCUGGAACACCCAUGUUCCUAAUACUCACUGGAUAUCGCGCUGGACCGUUCCACCAUUGGCGGUAUUUCCAGCUCCUGGAUUUCACUAAGCAGGAGCGGAAAGCCAGUGUGAGUAGGCGGCAGCUGCAAUAUACUACCUUCGGAACUGUUGCGUUGAUCCUACAGCUGAUUCCUCCCUUCUCCAUGUUCUUUUUGAUAACCACCGCUGCUGGUGCUGCGCUGUGGGCAUCUGAGCUGGAACAGAAACGGCAGCUUGCUAGCCAGCGGCCCACAAGGUUGGGUGAUGCGUACCAAGAUGAUUUCAUGGUUUAA
This is a messenger RNA of Penicillium longicatenatum, 807 nucleotides long. RefSeq names its product EI24 domain-containing protein. The coding region runs from base 1 to 807 and encodes 268 amino acids. NCBI's taxonomy places the organism in Eukaryota, Fungi, Ascomycota, Eurotiomycetes, Eurotiales, Aspergillaceae. Gene Ontology annotation, cellular component: lipid droplet; ascospore wall; prospore membrane. The transcript has 3 exons. The record is from RefSeq and is a predicted model, not a curated record.